This is a messenger RNA of Cyphellophora europaea CBS 101466, 1662 nucleotides long. RefSeq names its product phosphoglucomutase. NCBI's taxonomy places the organism in Eukaryota, Fungi, Ascomycota, Eurotiomycetes, Chaetothyriales, Cyphellophoraceae. Gene Ontology annotation, biological process: carbohydrate metabolic process. The transcript has 3 exons. The record is from RefSeq and is a predicted model, not a curated record. The coding region runs from base 1 to 1662 and encodes 553 amino acids. Gene Ontology annotation, cellular component: cytosol. Gene Ontology annotation, molecular function: phosphoglucomutase activity; magnesium ion binding.
AUGGUGAAGGAAGUACAGUUCUCCUCGUUCACCGACCAGAAGCCUGGUACUUCUGGUCUCCGCAAGAAGGUCAAAGUCUUUCAGCAAGAUCACUACAGCGAAUCUUUCAUUACCUCCAUCCUCCUCUCGAUCCCCGAAGGCGUCGAAGGUUCAUUCCUAGUGAUCGGAGGUGAUGGCCGUUUUUACAACCCUGAAGUGGUCCAGAAGAUUGCAAAGAUCGGAGCUGCAUAUGGUGUCAAGAAGCUUUUGAUCGGUCAGGGGGGGAUCCUAAGCACGCCCGCUGCCAGUCAUGUUAUCCGGAAACGACAGGCCACUGGCGGUAUCCUCCUUACUGCCAGUCACAACCCGGGUGGCCCUACCGAGGACUUCGGCAUGAAAUACAACCUCUCCAAUGGUGCUCCAGCUCCAGAGUCAGUCACCAACAAGAUCUUCGAGAAAUCCAAGGGUCUCACCUCAUAUAAGAUCGAGGACAUUCCGGACGUCGAUCUCACAACUAUUGGGACGAAGAAAUAUGGGGCUCUCGAGGUCGAGAUCAUCGAUUCGGUGGCCGACUAUGUCGAGUAUAUGAAAGAGAUAUUUGAUUUCGAUCUCAUUCGCUCCUUCUUCAAGGCGCAGCCCGACUUCAAGGUGUUGUUCGAUGCUCUAUCAGGUGUCACUGGACCUUACGGCAAAGCUAUCUUCGAAAAGGAACUCGGUCUCCCCUCCUCGAGUACCCAGAACUGCGAACCUAGUCCAGACUUCAAUGGCGGCCACCCCGAUCCAAAUCUGACCUACGCUCAUUCUCUGGUUGAGAGAGUUGACAGAGACGGCAUUCACUUCGGUGCUGCAUCGGACGGCGACGGCGACCGCAACAUGAUCUACGGCAAGAACGCUUUCGUAUCACCAGGUGACUCCCUAGCCAUAAUCGCCCACUACGCGAAGCAGUACAUUCCUUACUUCAAGAAGCAGGGUGUGUACGGCCUGGCGCGGUCAUUCCCUACCUCUGGCGCUCUGGACCUGGUUGGCAAGAAGCAGGGUCUCGAGACGUAUGUUGUGCCGACUGGGUGGAAGUUCUUCUGCGCACUCUUCGAUUCAGACAAGAUGUCCAUCUGUGGAGAAGAAUCAUUCGGCACCGGCUCGAACCAUAUCCGUGAGAAAGACGGUCUGUGGGCUGUCUGCGCCUGGCUCAACAUCAUGGCCGGCGUAAACAAGGACACCGGCAAGCUUCCGUCUAUUGCCGAGAUCCAGAAGCAAUUCUGGGAUACGUAUGGCCGCGUCUAUUUCACCCGCUACGAUUACGAGAAUGUCAGCAGUGAUGGCGCCAACGAGAUGGUCGUAUAUCUGAAGGAGAAGCUCUCCAGCUCCGAUACUGUGGGCUCCUCCAUUGCCGGCAAGAAGGUUAUCGAGGCAGGCGACUUUUCUUACACCGACCUUGACGGCUCUGUUUCCAAGAACCAGGGCAUUUAUUUCAAGUUCGACGACAACACCCGUGUCGUGGUUAGACUCUCUGGUACCGGCAGUGCUGGUGCUACCAUUCGUCUAUAUGUUGACAAGCUCGAGGAGGACAAGAGCAAGCUCGGCAUCGAUACCCAGGAAUACCUCAAGGAAGCGGUCAACCUCGCCGUAGAGCUUCUGCAGCUGCAAAAGUUCAUCGGCCGUACUGAGCCUGAUGUCAAGACCUAG